CAGUUAAACUCUGGAACAUUCUAGAUAGGAGCUUCAACUACUAUAUAAACUGGACAAAAUCUAGAUCACUUCAAAAUUAAAACGAAGAGAAAUAAGUUAAAGUGGUUUAAAUAAUAGAAUUAAGUUAACAUUGCCUUAAACAUUGUCAGCUAUGGGACGAUUUAUGCAGCGAGCAGUUAUAUUGCCUCCUUCAAGCCGGGGAUCUAACCACCCUCGGGCGCAAUUAGAGGGACUUCUUGCUGGUCUACUUGGUGGUCUAUCCGCAAGUGACCUCUUAUAUGGUAAACAGAAAUGUUGUCAGUCAUUGCCGAUGUUUGAGCCUAGGUUACAUUUCACAGCAUAUAAACAGCCAUGGCUCUACGUACUUGAUAUGGACGGCUUUAGACCAGGUGAAAUCAAGUUGAAAGUGGAUGGCAAUGUCGUUCAUGUCCAUGCUAGGCAUGAAGACGUAGAUGGAGAGGAUAUAGACAUCAUAGAACGGAAACGGGUUGUGAAAAUACCCGAAUGUGUAGACGUUCAGAAAAUGUCAUGCUUUAUCGAUCGUAGAGGAAAGAUGGUUUUCAAGGCACCCUUCCUGUGUGACGAAACAAAGAGCAAGAAAGAGAAUAGUUCAGUGGAACAGGAAGGAGACGAAAUGCAGGCCGAGUCAAAGGUUGUGGAAAACGUCCAGUCCGAGACAAACGACGAAAAUAACUCGUGUGAUGUAAACAGUGACUUGAUGAAUCAUUUUGAACAAGCAGAUAAAGAAACAAUCGUAGAUUCUCUGGAAAAGGAAGCAAUUCCUAGUAACCAGGGCAACUCUGAGGACGACAGCCAACAAUCAAAAGUCGAAGGUGACUUAUUUUCUACUACAGAUGUAACCAAAUUAGAACAUGAUACAGUCAACGAAGAUACAAGUAGGUGUGACAGUCCCGUGCAAUUAGAGAAGGAACGAGAUAUAAGUGCUGAUUCUCUCCAAGAUAAAGAAGAACCUUCAAUCGGUACAAUGGACGUUGUUGAAAAGGAUGGACAGAAAUAUCUAAGUGUAAAAUUAGAUAUAGGGAGUUUUCUCGUUGAUAGCAUACGUGUACGAUGUGAGGAUAAGGUUCUUUCUGUAGAUGCGAAACGAGAGUUGGACGAAGCUGGUAAAACAGAACUGCAGGAAUUUCAUCGGCAGUAUCAGCUCCCAGAAAACGCAUGUGAUGAGCAGGCAAGAGCGUUCGUUAGCGACAGCGGGUACUUUGCCAUCAAUAUUCCGAUUAGAGAUGAGAAUACCGUCGGAAAAUCGCAUUAAUUGACGUGAACUGCUUUUACAGAAAUAUUGAUUAGUACUGUGACGAUAUCUGACUUAAGUUUCAUACAAUAGAAAUAGCUAUGAACUUUAUUAUAAAUGAUAUACCUUAAUGUUGCAAAAGGGAAUUUUCAUUUAUUUUAAUUACAUGUACUUUUAUACUUGUUUCCAUUCUUAAAUUUUGUGACUAACAGAUCAGUGAUGCAUUACAUAAACGUUUUAUAAAACAAUUGGUUUUCAUUGGCAUGUUAUUUACAACCAUUAACAUUAACAGAAAUAACUUUAAUACAAAUGGUAUUGCUUAUGAAAUGGUAUUGGUUAUGUAAUUGUCAUUUAUUUUACCUACUUUCAUUUAAUUUUUCAUUCAAAUUUGUAAUGACUCAGUGCAGUAUUCAUUUUUGUAUAAUAGAUAAAGAUUAAUUUGUUUGAAAUUUCAACUUGCAUGUGUAAUGAAAGUGCAAUCAUUCGUGAAAAUGCGCUUCUAAGUUUUAGUUACUUGAUUUAAAAUUUCUAGGUAAUUCUUAACAUGCUAUUGUGAUAUGUUUAUUCUAUGUCUUACGAAAAAUAUAUGAAUUUAUAUGAAUCGGAUGGUUGAGAAAUAAAUACGAAAAAUAAAUACCAAUAUUUUUU
Ruditapes philippinarum (Manila clam) is the source of this 1900-nucleotide messenger RNA. RefSeq lists its product as uncharacterized. Gene Ontology annotation, molecular function: protein folding chaperone. The transcript has a single exon. Gene Ontology annotation, biological process: protein refolding; response to heat. Lineage: Eukaryota; Metazoa; Mollusca; Bivalvia; Venerida; Veneridae. The record is from RefSeq and is a predicted model, not a curated record. Bases 152 to 1273 code for a protein of 373 amino acids.